AUGUCCGGUCUCAAGAACUCGCCCUUUGGCAAACGCCUUCGUGCCUCACACCAGGACGCAGAAGAUGACAGCUCACGAAAACAUCGACCACGCCCGAAUCAGAUAUUUGCGUUGACUCUGGGGUCGACACCAUCCUUGGAUUCGCGUCCAACUACAAGCGAUAGUGGCGAGCCAGAGUCGCCAGUCGAGUCCCGCACACCCAGAGAUUAUGGCGACCGCUUUGUCCCUUCAAGAGACGCGGGAGACAUGCGGACAUCGUACCAUCUUAUGGAUGACUCCACCCCGUCAACACCCUCGAAGAACAGGAUCAUCCCCACCGAAUCCGACGCGUUGAAAGAACAAGCAAAUGCCAUUUUUACAUCUAUCCUGCAUACCGAGGUCACUCCGCCGUCUCCACAGAGAUCUGCAUCUCCCACGCGACCAGCAACUAACACGCCGCUACCAUCGACCCCAACACGACGUCGACUUUUUAAUUAUAAUUCACCAUCGCGUUCAAAUCCCGCGACACCUACGCGUCGACUGGAUGCUCCCACAGAUGAGGCAUAUUCUAUGAGUCCGGUACGUGCAGAAAGCAGACAGCUUUUGGAAAGUCCGCGACGGCAGCUUCGGAAUGUCUGCAAGACGCCAUAUCGAGUUUUAGAUGCGCCGGAGCUCGCGGAUGACUUCUAUCUCAAUCUAGUGGAUUGGUCGAGCACAAACGUUCUUGGAGUUGGGCUGGGCUCCUGCGUGUAUCUCUGGACAGCACAUACGGCACAAGUUUCGAAGCUUUGCGACCUUUCUAGCUCCAAUGAUACGAUCAGUUCAGUAUCGUGGGUUCAGAAGGGUACCACACUGGCUGUGGGCACACUUGCUGGCCGUCUACGAAUCUACGACGCCAACACGCUCCAGCUGCAGCGGACGUACCAGCAGGCACACACACAACGAAUAGGUGCUCUGUCGUGGAACUCGCACAUCCUUAGCUCAGGCUCGCGCGACCGGCUGAUAAAUCACCGGGAUGUACGAGAACCGGGUUUUAAACCAUUCAAACGAUUUCAGGGCCACAGACAAGAAGUAUGCGGGUUACGAUGGAAUGGCGAUAGUGGGCCACAGGCGGCAUUGUUGGCCAGUGGGGGCAACGACAAUAAGGUGUGCAUAUGGGAUCUCCGGGGCUCAAAGCGCCCUCAGCCGAAUAGUACAGGUGGAAGAAGUGGCAGCGCCGGCACAAGUGCAAGUAGUGCAGGCGAGGACCCCGGUGAGAUACCUCUCUGGAAAUUUCACGAGCACACAGCGGCUGUGAAGGCGCUUGCAUGGGACCCACAUGUCGCGGGAAUUUUAGCGACCGGUGGGGGGACAGCGGACAAGCAUAUUCGGUUUUGGAACACGUUCAAUGGGAGUAUGCUCAACGAACUGGAUACUGGCAGCCAGGUCUGCAAUCUGACGUGGUCACUCACCUCGCACGAGCUUGUGUCCAGUCAUGGCUUCUCCUCUACCACAGCACAAAACCAAAUAUGUAUCUGGAAAUAUCCAUCACUGGAUAUGGUAGCGUCGCUGACGGGUCACACGCAUCGGGUUCUAUAUCUCGCUAUGAGUCCCGAGGGCGAGACCAUUGUUACCGGUGCUGGCGAUGAGACACUGAGAUUCUGGAAUGCGUUCCCCAAGAAGGAGAACCACGAAGCGAAACGAGAGAGCCGACUAGAUUAUGGCCGGCUCAUAAGAUGA
Fibroporia radiculosa is the source of this 1698-nucleotide messenger RNA. RefSeq lists its product as uncharacterized. Gene Ontology annotation, biological process: positive regulation of anaphase-promoting complex-dependent catabolic process; anaphase-promoting complex-dependent catabolic process; positive regulation of ubiquitin protein ligase activity. Bases 1 to 1698 code for a protein of 565 amino acids. Lineage: Eukaryota; Fungi; Basidiomycota; Agaricomycetes; Polyporales; Fibroporiaceae. The record is from RefSeq and is a predicted model, not a curated record. Gene Ontology annotation, molecular function: protein binding; anaphase-promoting complex binding; ubiquitin ligase activator activity. The transcript is spliced from 3 exons. Gene Ontology annotation, cellular component: anaphase-promoting complex.